AUGGAGCUACAUUCGACGCGAAACACCUCCUUCCUAACACCGACUACGGCCGACUACGACGGCGACGAAGACAUCUGCACCUUCAAGAAAUGGGCCGAACAGCCUAAUCAACCCGGCUUCUUUCGAAUAUUCACCAUCAUAUCGGUCCUCACGAUACUAGUUGUUUUAGUGGUACUGGGUAACGCUUUGGUAAUAGCGGCUGUCGUCUUACGAAGGCGACUACGAUCCGCUACCGGGUUGUUGAUUCUGUCGCUCGCCGUCGCAGAUUUAAUGGUAAUAAUUUGAUAAAUUUAACGUGGAAUUUAUCAUAAUCAAUUUUUUAAUCUUAUCUCUUGCAGGUCGGGUUAGUGGUCCUCCCAUUCAGUAUAGCAAACGAAGUGUUGCACAGCUACUGGAUCUUCGGAGACACUUGGUGUACAAUGUGGUUGACGAUGGAUAUAUGGAUGUGCACAGCAUCGAUUUACAACUUAGUAGCCAUAUCAAUUGAUCGUUAUAUUGCCAUAAUCAAGCCCCUCAACUACCCCAUGUUAAUCACAAAGUUCCGAGCGAGGUGUAUCGUUGCCAUUGUGUGGAUCAGUUCUUUUGUAAUCUGCUCACCCAGCUUUCUGCUCGCAUCGUCGGAGAAAAAGGCUGCGGGUAAGGACAGCUGCCGAUGCACACCAGCCAACUCAGGGAUGGCCUACAUCGUGUUCAGUGCAUCGUCCAGCUUCUACAUCCCCAUGAUCGUGGUUAUCUUUGUUUAUGUUCGAAUCUACAUAGCAGCUUGUGCGGCAACGAAAAGCGUGUACUCAGGAAUGAUGCAGGUAAACAUAAACACACACAAUCCACCCUAAUUGCAGGUAACGGCCACCGCUAACAAGAAUCCGAAGAACUUGUUAAUGCAGAAUCCCUCGGCUCUUUCCCGGAGCGAAAACGCUCCGAUUCUCCGAAUUCAUCGGGGCUCAACGAUCAAAACCCCCAAAACGUACUCCGAGAUGAGGUAGGUGUCUGCAAAACGUCAAAACACUUCCGUUCAGGUACUCCACCUCGACACAAAAGCCGCUGUUGUGCAGUACGCCGCCAUGCGGACAAAUAUCUCCGGGUUAUAAUAACACAUUGAAUGGCAGCACGCCCAGCCUACAACUCUCCAAGAACAGCCCGUUGCCGAAGCGUGCAAGUACAGAAGAAAUCGGAUCGGAGAAGUGUCCGAGUGCUUGUUCCACACCAAUAACAAGAAACAAAGGUCUAGGCAAUGCCAAAUCCGUUGUCAACCUGGCGUUCGAUAACUCUCAAAAGAAGUAAGUCAAAUUGGUUUCGAAUAAUCUAUAUCCUGUGGUCAUUUAACAAUAUCAAUUACAGUCAUUAGAGUUAUUCUACUUACUAGCUCAAAUUCACAAAGACCUAGUAUUACAAGAAGAAAUUAACCAAAUAACUUUCAGAAAAGAAGUAAUGAUAGAACGAGAUGCUCAUUCGAUGCCAGUGGAGGGCUGCGAAGACCCGGGCAUAGUAAUAAACGGAGUCAACAAAUCAAAGUCCACCAAAGACGCCAAACCCAAGAAACGAACCAACUACGGUGUGAACAUGCUCUCCAAGAUAAUGCGACGCGGGCCACGGAAGCGCGCCGGUUGUGCUUACGAGAAGCGACUGUCACUCGAGAUCAAAGCGGCCAAGACCGUGGCCAUUGUGACGGGGUGCUUCAUUUUCUGCUGGCUCGGCUUCAGCAUUCUCUACGGGUUCUCGAUCCAGACAAACGAAGUCGUGUGGUCGAUUCUAUUCUGGCUGGGAUACUUAAAUUCGGCCUUGAAUCCAGUUAUAUACACAGUGUUCAACCGUGAAUUCCGAACUUGUUUCAAACGUCUGCUCACUUGUAAUAAUAUGCUUUUCGGAUCUCGAUCUCAAACACAAAACGCGGUAGGUCAUGAUUAAUAUAUUAUGCUGACCCGUCUAGCCGGCACAGCUGUUCUUUGCAAUCUUUAAAGUUUGAGACACUCUCAAGUGGCCCUUCUUUCAGUAUAACUCGUACAACUCCACUUUGCGACCCGGUAAACCUCACGGAUACAGUUCGGUGGUAUCCGCCCCACCUUAUCUCCUCCCCAACCGAUCAAGCCCACCCAAUGCGAACGAAGAUACGAGGUGA
Messenger RNA from Bursaphelenchus okinawaensis, 2116 nucleotides. The record is from the annotation of a GenBank genome assembly. NCBI's taxonomy places the organism in Eukaryota, Metazoa, Nematoda, Chromadorea, Rhabditida, Aphelenchoididae.